This is a messenger RNA of Oreochromis aureus, 2640 nucleotides long. Its product is annotated as protein NLRC3-like. The transcript has 6 exons. The record is from RefSeq and is a predicted model, not a curated record. Lineage: Eukaryota; Metazoa; Chordata; Actinopteri; Cichliformes; Cichlidae. Bases 145 to 2640 code for a protein of 831 amino acids.
CUUCACUUUCCUGAUAUCAGUGUCAGAUGAUCAUCUCCAGCACAAAUCUGCUGCUCCAUAGUUCACAGUAAUGGAAUAACUCUGCAGAUCGUUGUUGAAUCCUGGAUCAGGAAGUGACGCCGACUGGCUGAAGUCCACGAGAAGAUGAUGAGGGAGGAAGAGGAGGACAGAGCAGAGUCUGCAGGAUCCAGCUGUCCAUCUGUGAGGAGUGACCAGUCCAAAGAGAAACCUCCAAGGUUCAGUGCUGAACCUGGCCCAACGAGAGGUCAGAGGUCACAGUCUGCAGGAUCCAGCUGCCCAUCUGUGAGGAGUGACUGGUCCAAACAUCCACCUCCAGGCUUCAGUGACGAACCUGGACCAACGAGAGAGAGGAAGAAGAGUCGUGUUUGUGAGGAGGAGCAGCUGUCCUGCUGUGCUUUAUGUCAGGACGUCCUGAAGGAUAAAGUCUCUACCAGCUGUGGACACUGGUUCUGCAGACAGUGCAUCUCCUCAUACUGGGACCAGUCUGCUUCAUCAAGAGACUCCUCCUGUCCCCAGUGUGGCGAAAGAUCCAGAACCAGAGCUGGACUGCAGACCGCCAGUCAGAGCAGCUGUGUACAAACAGAUGUUGGUCUGCAGGAGGUUUUAGAUGAACAUAAGAUCAGUCUGAGGAGGAGAUGUGAACGUGUGACUGAAGGAAGUGAUGAAACAGGAAGUAGAACCCUCCUCAACAGGAUCUACACUGAGCUCUACAUCACAGAGGGACAGAGUGAAGAGGUUCAUACCCAACAUGAGGUGUGGCAGCUGGAGACAGCUUCCAAGAUGGACGCCCUCCAUGACGCUCCAAUCAGGUGCCAGGACAUCUUUAAAGCCUUACCUGACCAACAGAGACCCAUCAGAGUGGUUCUGACCAACGGCGUGGCUGGUGUUGGAAAAACCUUCUCAGUGCAGAAGUUCACUCUGGACUGGGCAGAGGGCUUGGAGAACCAACAUGUCAGUGUGGUGGUUCUGCUUUCAUUCAGGGAGCUGAACCUGAUCAGAGAUGAGCAGUACAGUCUUCUGGAGCUGCUCCAUGUUUUCCAUCCAACAUUACAGAAGGUCACAGCAGAGAAGCUGGCUGUCUCUCAGCUUUUGUUCAUCUUUGACGGCCUGGAUGAAAGCAGACUUUCAUUGGAUUUCACCAACAGGAAGCUGGUGUCUGAUGUCACACAGAAGUCAUCAGUCAGCCAGCUGCUGACAAACCUCAUCCAUGGGAAUCUGCUUCCCUCGGCUCUCGUCUGGAUAACUUCCCGACCUGCAGCAGCCAAUCAGAUCCCUCCUACAUGUGUUGACAGGCUAACAGAAGUACGAGGCUUCACUGACGCCCAGAAGGAGGAGUACUUCAGGAGGAGAUUCAGUGAUGAAGAGCUGUCCAGCAGAAUCAUCUCCCACAUGAAGACAUCCAGGAGCCUCCACAUCAUGUGUAGUAUCCCAGUCUUCUGCUGGAUCACUGCUACAGUUCUGGAGCACAUGUUAACUACAGAGCAGAGAGGAGAGCUGCCCAAGACCCUGACUGACAUGUACUCAUACUUCCUGCUGGUUCAGACAAAGAGGAAGAAGAACAAGUACCAUGAGGGACAUGAGACGAGUCCACAGGAGCUGACAGAGGCUGACAGGGAAGUUCUUCUGAAGCUGGGGAGGCUGGCGUUUGAACAUCUGGAGAAAGGAAACAUCAUGUUCUACCAAGAAGACCUGGAGCAGUGUGGUCUGGAUGUGACAGAGGCCUCGGUGUACUCAGGAGUUUGUACAGAGAUCUUCAAAAGAGAGUGUGUGAUCUUCCAGAAACCAGUCUACUGCUUUGUUCAUCUGAGCGUUCAGGAGUUUCUGGCUGCAGUCUACAUGUUCCACUGUCACACCAACAGGAAGACAAAGGUGCUAAAGCACAUCUUGUCAGAGUCAUUUAAAGAGAAGAUUUUUUGGGUUGUUCGAUUUGUUUCAUCUCUGGAAACUCUUCAUCACUUUGAUAAUAAUUUCUUCCCCUCUCUGGACAUCCUUCUGAGCAGAUUCUUGGAGAAAUCCCUCCAAAGUAAAAAUGGCCACCUGGACCUGUUUGUUCGCUUCCUUCAUGGCCUCUGUCUGGAGUCCAACCAGAGACUCUUAGGAGGUCUGCUGGGUCAGACAGAGAUCAGUCCAGAAACCAUCCAGAGAGUCAUCAACAACCUAAAGAAGAUGAACAGUGAUGAAUCCUCUCCUGAUAGAAGCAUCAACAUCUUCCACUGUUUGAUGGAGAUGAACGAUCUCUCAUUAUUUCAGGAGAUCCAAGAGUUCCUGAAGUCAGAAAACAGAUCAAAGAAGAAACUCUCUGAGAUCCACUGCUCAGCUUUGGCCUUCAUGCUGCAGAUGUCAGAGGAGGUUCUGGAUGAGUUGGACCUGCAAAAGUACAGAGCAUCAGGUCAGGGACUACUGAGACUGAUUCCAGCUAUGAGGAACUGCAGAAAGGCUCGACUGACUUAUUGUGGACUCUCAGAGACUCAUUGUCAAGCUGUGGCCUCAGCUCUGAAGUCCAACCCCUCCCAUCUGACAGAGCUGGACAUCGGUGGAAACGAGCUGCAGGAUUCAGCAGUGAAGCUUCUGUGUGCUGGACUGGAGAGUAAAAACUGUCGACUGGAGACUCUGAGGUGA